AUGCCUACGCAGUGCCAACGUGAUGCGAGCGUAGUGCCUACACAGUGCCAACUGAAUGAAACGCCAAGGGGGGCAAUCCUCCUUUUUCGCUGCCCUAAUUCGUGGCUGCCCUGCGGACGCUUGGGAGAAAAGACCAAUUCUGCUCCCCGUCCGGACCCGCAGCUGGCCGAGGAGCGCCUACCAGUACACGGACAAGGCAUGAAGAAGUGCCCCUUCACCAGCGUCAUCCCCUACGGGAUGCUGUACGAGAAGCUGAAAAAGGAGAAGAACAACCAGCUGCCCGAAAAUGUAGUUAUCGAGGAGUUUAACCAGCUGCUCUCGACAUACGAAAGGCCAAGUCCCUAUGACACUAACGGAACCAUUCAUGUAUCCAACCAAAAGGAUUUAAUUCUCUUUCAGAUAGACAUAGAAUACACAGUGGACAGUAUUUUCAAGAGCAUGGUCUUCACAAAUGAUGGCACUCCUAAUGGAAGCGCCCUAACCGAUAUCUUCUCUCCUUACCGAACGUUGUUUCAAAAUAAUGAGAAGAACUACGUGUCCGUGCCGGUCAUCCGCAUAUACACCGUGACGAACGAUGGGUAUAGUGUCCUUGUAAACGUACACAAUUUUUUCCCCUAUUUCUAUGUAGAAAUGCCAAGCCACUUCGACAAGGAGGACUUGCUAAAGCUCGAAUGCAUGAUGAAUGACAAUCUGAAUGCGAAUAGCCAAUACAAAAUAUAUGACAAAAAAAUUCUGAACAUCGAAAUUGUGAAGACGGAGAGUCUAAUGUACUACAAGCGAGAUGGAAAAAAAGACUUCCUAAAAAUCACCGUCCUCCUUCCUAAGAUGGUUCCUAGUUUGAAAAAGUUUUUCGAGUCUGUCGUUAAUGUAAAUGGAAAAAGCAUAGGUGGGAUCGUCUACGAAGCUAACUUACCUUUCAUUCUACGUUACAUAAUAGACAAAAAAAUCACGGGUUCUUCUUGGCUUCUCUGCAAGAAUAACCAUUUUCACAUUCGACCGAAACAUAAAAAAAUAUCCAAUUGCUCCUUCGAAAUUGAUAUAUCGUAUGAACAUAUAGAACCCAUGCCACUAGAGAAUGAGUAUCAGCAAAUCCCAAAAAUAAGAAUUGUAUCCUUCGAUAUAGAGUGUAUUAAGUUGGAUGGAAAAGGAUUCCCUGAAGCAAAAAAUGAUCCCAUAAUACAAAUAUCGUCCAUUCUCUACUUUCAAGGAGAUCCAAUUGGAAAAUGCUCAAAAUUUAUCUUCACUCUAAAGGAGUGUGCUAGUAUCCCUGGUUCCAAUGUAAUUUGGUUUUCCGAUGAAAAGACGUUACUAGAUGCAUGGAGUGAAUUCAUCACAAGACUUGACCCAGAUUUCCUAACUGGUUACAAUAUAAUAAAUUUUGAUUUACCUUACAUCCUAAAUAGAGGUACUGCUCUCAAUUUGAAGAAGUUAAAAAUGUUGGGAAGAAUAAAAAAUAUCAGCAGUGUGGUUAAGGAGUCGAGUUUUUCUUCCAAGCAAUUUGGGACCCAUGAGACCAAAGAAAUUAACAUAAAUGGGAGAAUCCAAUUCGACGUCUAUGAUCUUAUAAAGAGAGACUACAAGCUAAAAUCGUACACUCUUAAUUACGUCUCGUUCGAAUUCUUGAAGGAGCAGAAGGAAGACGUUCACUACAGCAUCAUGAAUGAUUUACAAAAUGAAAGUCCUGAGUCUAGGAAGAGAAUCGCUACGUAUUGUAUAAAAGACGGGAUUCUUCCGCUCCGCUUAAUAGAUAAAUUAUUGUUCAUAUACAACUACGUCGAAAUGGCAAGAGUGACAGGGACCCCCUUCGUUUACCUCCUUACGAGAGGUCAACAAAUUAAAGUCACCUCUCAACUGUACCGCAAAUGUAAAGAAUUGAAUUAUGUCAUCCCUAGUACGUAUAUAAAAUCUGGUAGCAAUGAAAAGUAUGAAGGAGCUACCGUUUUAGAACCCAUAAAAGGGUACUACAUAGAACCCAUUUCCACGCUCGAUUUUGCAUCGUUGUACCCAUCUAUCAUGAUAGCACAUAAUCUGUGCUACUCCACCUUGGUUAAGAAUAACUCAGAGAUCGAGGGACUCAAACAAGAAGAAGUCACCUCCAUUCAAGGAAAGGGAAACAUAAAAUUUGUGAAGAGAUCCGUAAAGAAGGGAAUACUCCCCUUAAUCGUAGAAGAAUUAAUAGAUGCAAGAAAAAAAGUCAAACUUCUCAUCAAAAAUGAACAGAACAAAAUUACAAAAAUGGUACUCAACGGAAGGCAGCUGGCACUCAAAAUUUCAGCCAACUCUGUAUAUGGAUACACGGGUGCUGCUUCGGGGGGACAACUCCCUUGCUUAGAAGUCGCAGUCUCUAUUACCACCCUUGGAAGAUCCAUGAUUGAUAAAACGAAAGAAACCGUGGAGAAAUACUACAGCAGGAGCAACGGAUUUGAAUACAACUCCACCGUGGUCUAUGGAGACACAGACUCAGUUAUGGUCAAAUUUGGUACCAACAGCAUUGCUGAAGCAAUGGCCUUAGGAAAGGACGCUGCACAAAGGAUAAGCAAGGAGUUUCUUCAUCCGAUUAAGUUAGAAUUUGAAAAGGUCUACUGCCCUUACCUAUUGCUCAACAAAAAAAGGUACGCUGGACUCCUCUACACCACCCCAGAAAAACACGACAAAAUGGAUUGCAAAGGAAUCGAAACAGUUAGGAGAGACUUCUGCAUCCUUAUUCAACAAAUGAUGGAAACGGUUUUGAAUAAACUUCUGAUUGAGAAAAAUCUCAACAGUGCCAUAGAGUAUACAAAAAGCAAAAUUAAGGACCUCCUUACAAAUAAUAUCGAUAUGAGUCUCCUCGUGGUAACAAAAUCUUUGGGAAAGACUGACUACGAGACUCGACUUCCACACGUAGAGUUAGCAAAGAAGUUAAAGCAAAGAGACAGUGCCACUGCCCCGAAUGUAGGAGAUCGAGUUAGCUACAUUAUAGUCAAAGGGGUUAAAGGACAAGCACAAUACGAACGAGCAGAAGAUCCACUCUACGUCCUAGACAAUAACCUAGCCAUUGAUUACAACCACUAUCUAGAUGCAAUUAAAAAUACGCUUUCAAGAAUUUUUGAAGUUAUUAUGCAAAACUCAGACUCUCUUUUUUGUGGUGAACACACAAGGCACAAAACGAUUCUAACUUCCAGCCAAACUGCCCUCUCAAAAUUUUUACAAAAGGCAGUCCGUUGCAUCGGUUGUAAUAGCUCUAUUAAGAAGCCCCCUCUUUGCAACCACUGCAAAAUGAAUAAGGAGUUCUCCAUUUAUAUGCAAAAAAUGAAUCACUUCAAAACCAAACAGAAUGAGUUUUUUCAGCUCUGGACUGAGUGCCAACGGUGCCAGGGCAACCUCCACGCUGAGGUCAUUUGCAUGAAUAGGGACUGCCCCAUCUUUUACCGGCGAGCCAAAAUUAAGAAGGACAUGGCCAACGUUCAGGAGCAGAUAAGUGCCCUGCGCGCCGACUGGUGA
Molecule: messenger RNA, 3480 nt
Organism: Plasmodium cynomolgi strain B
Lineage: Eukaryota; Apicomplexa; Aconoidasida; Haemosporida; Plasmodiidae
Product: DNA polymerase delta catalytic subunit
Exons: 2
Coding region: 1-3480 (1159 amino acids)
Biological process (GO): DNA-templated DNA replication; nucleotide-excision repair, DNA gap filling; base-excision repair, gap-filling
Cellular component (GO): delta DNA polymerase complex
Molecular function (GO): nucleotide binding; DNA binding; 3'-5'-DNA exonuclease activity
Source: RefSeq, a predicted model, not a curated record